Messenger RNA from Boeremia exigua, 1332 nucleotides. RefSeq lists its product as uncharacterized. The record is from RefSeq and is a predicted model, not a curated record. Gene Ontology annotation, molecular function: FMN binding. Bases 1 to 1332 code for a protein of 443 amino acids. Lineage: Eukaryota; Fungi; Ascomycota; Dothideomycetes; Pleosporales; Didymellaceae. The transcript has 2 exons.
AUGUCUGCUAAAGACUACGACGCUGCCAACACGAAGUACGACGCGGAAAAGGAGAUCAAGCGCAACCCGCAUGGCGAUUUCAAAGCCGUCGAAGCCUCGCGCCCAGCUUUUGACCAAGCCACAUCAUUCCACUACACACAGACACCCAAACCAGACUGGAAGACUGGCUCAGGCGCAAAUGAUGGCUCCAAUUCUUCGAAGGAACACCGCUCAAUCGACCCUUACGAAGAAGGUCGCCCCGUAGUACACAAUUACAAGCUGUUGAUCAGCGCUGUUAUUCCGCGACCCAUUGGCUUCACGAGCACAAUUAGUGCAGAUGGAAAGAGCACGAAUCUUGCGCCGUUCAGCUACUUCAACAUGGUGAAUCACGACCCACCGAUUUUCGUCUUGGGUUUCGCAGGAGGAAUGGACCGGGCAAAAGACACGCUGAAGAACCUGCUUGAGACCAAGGAAGCAGUCAUCAACAUCAUUAGCGAGGAAUACGUCGAGGCUGCGAAUUUCACGUCGAUCAACGCACCGGAGGGCGUGUCAGAGUGGUCCUUUUCUGGACUGACGCCGGAGAAGAGUAAGGUUGUCAGACCGGAUAGAGUCAAGGAGGCUGUAUUCAGCGUCGAGGUGAAGCUAGUGGAGACGCGGGAGUGGACGAGCAAGAGCCCCAGUACACCAGGCAAGAAGACCGGCGUUACAGCUCUGCUCGAAGGCGUCAACUUCUGGGUGCGCGAGGAUGCGAUUGAUGAGCAGGGUGUGCUUAUUGAUCCAGCGGUGUCGAAGCCGAUUAGCAGGCUAGGUGGCAUUACAUAUGCGAGGACGACGCAGGCAUUCGAGCUCCCAAGGCCGGAUUACGGCGAGAUCACCAAGGAUCCGGAGGUCGAGAAGUUGGUGCAGCCAAAGGGAAAGGGCCAAGAAUAUACAGAUCCUCAAGGAAAGACCCUCGCUGGCACAUGGAAUGUGACUCGCCGCCGCAAAGGAACCGUGCAACAUGGCUUCAACGUCUUGUCACACAGCAACAGUAGAUCAUGCAUGGCUGUAGCGAUACCAACAUUUGCACAUGGAAAUACAGACAUCUGUAGAGCUCCAGCAGAUAGCAGACACGUCGACACUGUACUGCAUCGCGAGUGUGGAGAUGCAGCCGAACUCCGCAGACCGCAGCUCCAUUUGUGUCUUGCACGCCAAUCGGACAGCGACCGUUCUGCGCAAGUCAGCGACCGCGCAGCACGCAAUACGGCUCGAGCAGUCGAACGGUCGGCAAGCGCAGCGGGCAUCAUCGCUGCUGCAGCCUCAGAUAAGGACCCUGGGCCCUGUGCAAAUGCGGCGCUCCAAAACCGGAGAUGA